Molecule: messenger RNA, 3910 nt
Organism: Heterocephalus glaber (naked mole-rat)
Lineage: Eukaryota; Metazoa; Chordata; Mammalia; Rodentia; Bathyergidae
Source: RefSeq, a predicted model, not a curated record
GGCACUGGCAUGCCGCUGGGGACCCCGCUUCCGCCGCCGCCGCGCCCGCGUCUCGGCUGGCCCGCGCCUCGGCGCUGUGCGCGCGGCAUCAUGCCAUCCACCGCGGCGGGCCGCGGGCGCGGGGCGGCUCUCGGGGGUGCGGCGAGGGGCUGCGGCGUCCGGCCUCCCGAGGGGCUCGCAGAGAGCAUGAACCGGGCGGGGUGCACUCACAGUCCUCGCGCCUCGCCGCUGCUCCGCCCGGAAAGUCCCUUCGGCCCGGCCACCGCUGCCUUCCUGGGCAUGGCCCGGCCCGGCCCGGCGCGGGGUGGGGAAAGCGGGACGGGGACGCUGGGAGUUGUCCUUCCUUCCUUCCUCUCUUUGAAACCGAAAUCCUUUCCUCGGGAAGACGCGCGGGCUGCGCGCUCCGGGCCGCCCCGGGCUCUGCGGCGCACGUGGGCUUCAGACGCCGCGACUCUGGCGGGCGGCACCGUCCUGCGUCGGCGGCCGCUCCGGGCACAUGUCCAGCCGCCCGGCCGGGGUGGGGAACGGCGCGGCGGCUGCUGCGGGCGGAGGGUGUGGUCCGCGGAGCCCUCGGCGGGCUCUGGGCUCACAGAGCGCGGCCCGGCGCCGCGGCACGCCCUCCCCACGCGCGCGCGUCCAUCCCGAAGACCGGCUGAGCUCCCCCGCGGCCCCGCGCCCCGCGCAUCGGCGCCCCGCGCGCGUCCCCGGCGUCCCCGCUCAGCAGGUCCCCGCAGCGAUGAGGACGUCGGCCCGGGUCCCGGCUCCUGCCAUGUUCGUCGCCCGCCACCAACUUCCGAGCGCGCGAGAGAGCUGGAAGGAAGGGCGGGACGAGGCCGGGGAGCGCGCCCGCCUCCGCCCGCUGUCCCCGAGCGCGGCCAGGCGCCGCCGCUCCUCCGCUCCGCGCGCCGCACCCCGGAGCCUAUAGAAAUCUUUUGUGUGGCGUCACCGCCUUUCGUUUAAAUCCCGCUUCCUCUUCUCGCCCUUCCUCCGCCCCCUCGCCGCUCCCGGAUGCUUGCGCGAGGCUCUGCUCCUCCCCCGGGAAGCGAGUGGCCCGGAGGACGCCGCUGCCCCCCCCACACACGCUGCGCAGCCCGGUUCCGGGCCUCCCGUGGUGCCCGGUGGAGGAGCUGGGGCUCCGCGCGCCCUCGGGGACCCUGGCGCAGCCGCCCGCUGGCCUUACCUAUCAAGACAGACGGUCAGAUUCCUUGAGGGACUUCGGAAGGUCAGGAGACAGCAGAAGCCCAUCCCGCCUCAGCCUCUGGCUCCCUCAGACCAAGAACUGCAUGAAGUGGCUGGCUAGGAGCUUCCUCUGCACAGGAGACUAGGAUGAGUUGCCACAAGCCGAGCAGCUGCCUGGAGCGGACCCCUCAGAGCUGUACUGGAUGUGUUGUGAACACAAAGUGAAUUUUUGUUGUGUGAAGCCACUGAGCUUUGAGCAUUGUGUUGUUGCAGCAUAAUUUAGUAUAAUUUGAGAAUAGGAGAGGCCUUAUUUAUCAUGUCUUUUCCUAGAGUCACUGGGUUAACAGCUUUCUAUAGAAAACGCCACCUUAUCACCCCCUCUCUCUUUAAAAUUAAAAGAAACAAAAAUACCAUGCAAAGUAUGUGCUAUGGUAUUAACCUCCCCGUUCAUAUUUUCAGAAUCACCCAUGUGAUGGUGUUAAGUGGUGGGGCCUUCGCGUGGGCGGGGGGGGGGGGCGCAGUGCUGAAGAUUUGAGGGUGGAGCCUGCGUAAAUGGGAUUAUGCACCCAUGAAAGAGGUGUGAGGGAGUUGUGCACCCUUUUCCUUUCGCCCUUCUGCCGCAUGAGGAUGCAGCAACAAAGCACUUUGUAUGAAGAAUGGGCCCUUGCCAGAUCCUGACCCAGUAAGCACCUUGAUCUGGGACUUCCUACCCUCUAGAAUGGUGGUGGCAAACCAAUGGCAUGCGUGCUAUACUGGGCUGUUUGUAUCAUUGAAAGCUCUAAAAGGAUCACCAUCACUGCUCUAGAACUUCAAGAAAUAAUUUUCUGUUGCUUACAAAUUACUCAGCCUGUGACAUAUUUGUUGCAGCUGCCAACAUAAUAGAGUUGGUUGAAAAUUAUUCAAUGAAUACUGAGGCUAGUUCAUCAGGGUUGGAUGUGAAGAGGCUGUUUCCAAAGUCUUGAGUAUCUCCGGAUAAAAACCAUGUAUCCUAAAGAGGAAAAUAGUUGUGAAGAUGAUGGAAGUUUCAGUUAGUUAUCAUGAAUGGACUCAAUAUUCUUCACUUCCAUGGACAUCAUGAGAACAAACCUGGAACAGGGGACUGAGUGCUAACUGGGGGAGGUAAGCAGAACAGACAGAAGUGGCUGGGGCUGCACAGGGAGUGACCUGGCUCCUGACUCAUCCUCAGUGCUGGAUGGAGGCCCACAUUAAGUAGACAUCUGAUAAAGAAGCAAAAGAGCCAGAUGCAAAGAGGGAACUGGCUGAGGGUUUAGCCAAGAAGGGCAUUGCUGCCAGAGUUUGGGAGUGGCAGGAUUGGAAGCCCCCUAACCCUCUCACCUGUUCCAGAGGGAUAUCCACCAAAUGAACUUCAAGCAGGUAUAUGAGAACAAUUACCCUCUUUUCCCCUAGCACCCAUCAUUCUACUUUCUGUCUCCAUGAAUCUGAUUCUAAAAACCUCAUUCAAGUGCAAUCAUAUUUGUCUUUUUGUGACUAGCUCAUUUCACUUAGCAUAAUGUCUUCAAGAUUCACCCAUAUCCUAGUAUGUGUCAGGAUUUCCUUUCUGAAUAAUACUCCAUUAUAUGUCCUCUGUGUUCUGAUACUCAGCUUUCACCCUGCACUCAGACUUUGUGCACCAACAACCAGGCUGUGCUGGGCACACACUGCCACCUGGUGGUCAGUUUGUUCCUCACCACACCUCUUCUUAAGGCCAGUGGCCCUCUGUUGUGUUUGUGCUCUCCAUGGGCCAUUUCCAUCUCCAGAAUUUCUUGCAAAUAUGCAAACAUCACCCUUUAUUGCUGUCCUUUCAGUAUCUGUAGAAUAUAAUUCUACCCCUCCUAUUUUAGCCACACAAGUAUGACUGAAAGUCCUUGGUUCACAUGGGACCAGUCACUGUCCUUAGCUGGUGUGUCCUGUUUCCUGGCAUAUUUUGUUCCCAUCCAUUAAGAGCAUGCAUGAGGCAGGACCUCACCCACUACUUCACCUCCCCACUCCCACAGCCAGCUGCUGCCUCCUUGGCCAGCUGGAGAUGGGAUGAGAGGGAGGCUUAUGUGUUUCCUCAUCAGAAACACCUGAGAACUCAGGUCCCAAGACCUGGGAGAUCUGGAGUGUUCUUCUGUCACUUGCCAGCACACCUUAUGUGGAAGUGAAGGUUGCAUGCAUAGAUUAAUAAAUUCUGUGUCCUCUUUCUCUAGUGGCCAGUGAUCUCUGGAUAGUUUCCAUUUUUCAGAGCCUUGGAGAAGAGAAAUGAGUACUAGGAUUCAGGCACCCUAGACUCUGAACACAAAUCAUGCCUGACCACUUUUGGAUCUCUCCCAGUGUACCACCUGGGCAAUAACCAGAGUAGAAGGAUUUAUUGUCACUUCCCUUGGAGCCUCUGGUCCCCUUGGGCAUUUCUGACCCCUUGUGUCAAUUGGUGCAGCACACACAGCUUCAGUGUCACUACUGGCCUCUUGAGUUUGUAAUGGAUGGUGUAACUCUGUCCCCACAACUUGUUAUCUCUUGAGGGGAGGGACUUGAGCCAGGUGUGGUGGUUCAUGCCUCUAAACCCAGUACUCAGGAAACUGCAGCAGGAGGAUCAUGAGUUUGAGGCCACGCUGAACUACAUAGCGAGACCUUGUCUCAAAAAAUAAGAAAGGACAGGAACUUGAUCUACUGGUGCUCACAUCUAAGGUAUUGCAUGGUCAUCAAUAAGUGGUUAUAGAAUUCAUUCAUUAAACCUCUCUGCAGAUAAAAA